Galleria mellonella (greater wax moth) is the source of this 9775-nucleotide messenger RNA. It is a transcript of the gene EMC1, whose product is annotated as ER membrane protein complex subunit 1. Gene Ontology annotation, molecular function: protein binding. Lineage: Eukaryota; Metazoa; Arthropoda; Insecta; Lepidoptera; Pyralidae. The record is from RefSeq and is a predicted model, not a curated record. Gene Ontology annotation, cellular component: EMC complex. The coding region runs from base 16 to 2754 and encodes 912 amino acids. Gene Ontology annotation, biological process: protein folding in endoplasmic reticulum. The transcript has 16 exons.
UUCAGUCAACUAACUAUGGGGGUUCUGUCAAAUAAUUUUAAACCCAAUUUUUUGGGUUUAUUAAAAUUUUUGAACAGUAUAAACUUCUUUAUAGUGUUCUUUAGUUUAAUAAACCUCUCCGUGUGUAUUUAUGAGGAUCAAAUAGGAAAAUUUGAUUGGCGUCAAACUUAUGUGGGAAGAAUAAAAUUCUCACAGUUCGAUACAGUUUCAACAGCUAAAAAAAUAAUUGUCGCUACCGAAGAGAAUGUUUUAGCCGCAUUAAACUUAAAGACUGGUCAAGUAGUAUGGAGGCAUGUAUUGGAGAGUGCCUCCACAGGCAACUUUCAGCUCCUCCACGUAACAGAGAAAGUGGUGACUGUGUCUGGAGCCAAUCCAUAUCUGGUCAGAGGGUGGGAUUCAGCUACAGGUGUUCUUCUCUGGGAAUGGUCCCUUACCCUCCAGAAUGACGACCAUGCAGACUUCUCAGAAUGGUGGGUGCAACACAACAUGUUGGUUCACAUGGUGCCCAUCUAUGGAUCCCACAUUGAGGUCACCAUGUACAACUUAAUAACAGGACAAAACCGUGGGUCCACUUCUAAGUUGCCAGCUGUGUGGACUAAUGACGGAUGUGUUCUGACAGCGCCAUAUUACACAUGUGUAGGAAAAGAUCUUAUAUACUCACUUGAUGUUACCUCUAAUGCAGUUCAACUCAUAAGCAAGCCUCUAUCAAAAUAUAUAACUAAUGCAGGAGAAGAAGUAAGCCUUAGGCCUCUAGAUGCUAACAGUAUCUUACCAGGAUUUAUUGUCAAUGAUAAAAAGAUUGUAAUAGUGAAGAAUAACGACUUUCAACUUCUGGAUGUGUCUCUUGGCGAUCAGGCGGCUAGUGCGACCAUUGUGGACAGCUCUAGUGGGCCAUUACUUCUUCAGACUUGGAGUGAUGAAACGAAGGGUUUCUUUUUAACAGCUCACAGUGUAUCAACAGGCCAAGAAGUACCCGAAAUCCAGUGUUCAAACAAGGACCUACAUAUACCUGAGCCAGAGAUAUCUGCUGCCAUGUGUUCAGCAGCAAGAGAGAACCACGUUUGUAGGGUACUGGUGACCGGGGCUGAUGACGCCUCGCAUCUCAUGCAACAAGGAGGUCGUUUGCUGUGGACGCGGGAGGAGGCACUAGCUAACGUAGUGGCCGUGGAAUUCGUCGACCUGCCCGUCUCAGAUCUUGACGCUGCCAUUGAAUCAGAGUUCGAUCAGAAAGAGGGUUCUAUCUGGUCGGCGUUCUCCCGGAGGCUGCAAACGCAGCUACAGCAGUUGCAGGCGUUGCUGCAGGGGCUGCAGGGUGAGAGGAGUGCGGGCGCGGAGCCCGAGCCACUAGUCAGGGACUACUUCAACCUGCACAAGAUUAUUGUUCUUGUCACUGAUGUUGGCAAGAUAUUCGGCAUGGACAACCUGUCUGGCGAGAUCCUGUGGCGGCUGUACGAGCCGCAGCUGGACGCGGACGCCGCCAUUAUAUUCACGCGCCGCUCCGCCCGCCAUCCGCCGCACGACGCCGUGCUCACCGUCGUCGGGAAGCACGAGGAGACGGGUAAUGGGCUAAUCAUUAACCUGAACCCGAUCCGUGGCGUGACCGUGGGCGAGCGGCGGCUGCACUUAGACGCGCCUCUCCUGCAGGUGGCGCUGCUGCCGCGCGCCGACGCGGAUAAGUUGCACGCACUGAUACUGCUGGACGUACACGAAGACGUGCAGGUGUUGCCGUCGUCAGCGGCGCCGCUAGUGCAGGAAAUGUAUAUGUACGUUGCCGAGAAAGAGACCGCCAAGGUACAGGGAUACGCGCUCAGAUACGACGGGGUGCGCGUGGUGGCGCAGCAGACGUGGUCGCUGGCGCUGGGCGGCGGCGGCGGUGGCGGCGGGACGACGCGGCUGGUGCGCGCGCUGGCGGCGGGCGGGCAGGCCGUGGCGGCGGGCAGCGUGCUGGCCGACCGCAGCGUGCUCUACAAGUACCUCAACCCCAACCUCGUGCUCUUCCUCGCGCAGGGCACCGACCCCGUGCACAAAGACGUGGUGUCGGCGUGGGCGGUGGACGCGGUGUCGGGCGGCGUGGUGGCGGCGCAGCAGUCGCGGCGCGCGCGGCUGCCGGCCGCCGCGCCCGCGCUGCUGGCCGGACACUUCCUCGCCUACGUCUACUACAGCGACAAGCACCGCCGCCACGAGAUCGCGACAAUGGAGUUGUACGAAGGCAAGGAGCGGUGGCUGCCGGCGGGCGCGGCGUUCAGCUCGCUGGCGUGCGAGCGCGCGCCCAGCGUGCAGCGGCAAGCCUACAUCCUGCCCGCGGCGCCGCUCGCCGCCGCCGUCACCGUCACCGAGCGCGCGCUCGCCGACAUACACGUGCUGUUGGCGCUGUCGUCGGGCGCGGUAGUGGAGGUGCCGUGGGCGCUGCUGUCCCCGCGGCGGGCGGGCGCGGUGUCGCAGCCGGAGGAGGGGCUGGCGCCGUACGCGCCCGAGCUGCCGCUGGCGGCGGACGCCGUGCUGUCCUACAACCGCACGCUGCACCGGCCGCGCACCCUGCACGCCGCGCCCUCCGGCCUCGAGUCCACCAGCCUCGUGCUCGCCGCCGGCCUCGAUUUGUUCUACACCCGAGUGGCGCCGUCGAAGACGUUCGAUCUAUUGAAAGAUGACUUCGACUACAACCUUAUUACUAUUGUCUUAGCCGCGCUCAUAGUGCUCACAUACAGCACUAAAUACUUAGCGUCGCGGAAAAUGUUACGGAUGGCCUGGAAGUGAUGUUUAUAUUUUAUAUAGUGAGUUACAAUCGAUAAGGGAAUCUGGACUGUGAGACUAGAAUUGUAUGGUUUAAAUUUGUUUGCAGGAAUGCCACUGUGAGGAUUUGAAUUGGACGCCUUUCAUAUAUAUUUCUAUAGGUGACAUAUACAUGUAUAUAAUGUAUAAAAUAAAAAUUUAGUGAAUAUAGUGCCACAAAUGUAAGUUGUGGGCAUCCUAUGUAUUUUUCAAAUUGCUUGAAUAACUUACUCCAAGGAGUGUAGUCGAAAUCUCAAGAUAGCUUUUAAAAUUUCCCAGAAUUCGUACAAGAUAGGUUUAAAAGGAAAAAGAGUUCGACUAUGUGUCUAUAAUCUCAUAUAGAAAGAGAUACUGACAUAUGAACACAACUAGAAGUGCUUAAUAUAAAUAGCAUAUCCCGAAAUCGCCACGCAAGUGAGGUUUGGAGCAAUGGCUAGUCUUAUACAAAUUACAAUUAUAUAUAUUUAUUUAAAAUUUAAAAAAUAUGUGAUGAGCAUACAAAUGUACUUAGGUAUAUAUCACAUAUUUUUAAUUUAACCAAAUUAAGUUGAGCUCAAAUUAAACAUAUGGCACUGUAAUUACAAAAUUAUUAUAACGAUUUGUAUCUAUCUCUUUCAUUUAAAUUGGUAUAAAUGAGAUAGCAAUAUUAGUCGAAUACGGCCAUUUGUAUUUGCGCCUAAGGAAUUGAAUUCUCAUUAUAGGUGUAAUAAAGUAUAAUAUGCCAAAACCCAGCCGACAGUAUUAAUGAAAAUUAUAAAUUAUCAUAAAUACAAUAGAGUCUUGAUUGUCCGAACCAAAUAAACCACGGGUAUUCCGUAUAAUCGAAAAUCCGGAUAAUCGAUUUCAAAGUCGAAUCGAACAAUAAAUUUUAAUAUUUUUUUUUAUUAUGAAAAAGGUUUUAUAUACAUAAUUUAGACAAUACAAUAUAAAAGAAAACUACGAGCUAUAAAUAUAAUGGAUUACAUAAUAUCUAUUUACCCAAUUAAUACCAUAAAACCAUUUCUAAAUCGGUAAUUAGAGCCGUGAAGAAUAAGUCCGGAUAAUCGAAUAUUCGGAUAACCAAUGUUCGGAUAAUCGAGAUUCUACUGUAUUUCACUACACUUACCAGCUCAGAUUUCACCACUUACUAUUCAGCUCACAGUCCAGACGUCACUAAUUUUAAAUAGACUUUUUAAAGAAAAACAUAUAAAUAUGAUAGUGUUGUGGUCGUGCGUAGUGAGUAUCGAGUAACUAUGAAACAUACUGCAAAAUUAUAUGUAAUAUAUAAUAAAUGUAUAACAAUAAUCGACACAAUAACAGAUGAUUUGUUCAAAUAAAUUAUUUAUUCACAGUAGUAUGUCUUUGCAUAUUUUUUUUUUUUGUAAAAAAAAAGUUGAAUGAUACCAUUGACCAACGACAUAUAUUUCAUAAAAGUAGUACUGUAUUUUUUUAGUUUUUUUUUUUUAUGUGCAGUUAAGUAAAUGGAUGGAUAUGCGAUAAGAGGUACAGUUUUUUUUUUUUUUUAAUUUAGGAAUACCACUGAAAGUAAACAUUAUAUAGAGUUCUAGAGAUCUCAUACUACAUAUGUACAGAAUACUUGGAAUGUAUUUAUUGGAACCAAGCCAAUUCGUGUGAUUAUUAUUAUGUAAGUGAGCAAAUAAAGACAUACUACAAUGAAUAGACAAUUAUAGUGAAUUUAUUGAUUAGCUAGUGCAAUUUAGAUAUAUUAUUAUUUAUUUGCAAAACGGUUGGUAAAUGUUUAAUCAAAUAAUACCAUUCCAGGAAUUAUCACUGAACAAACAUUGUAAAAUUAUAACGGCCGUUCACACUUUGAAAUUAUUUAUUUAUUUAUAUAUAUACAUAGUUUUGUUGAGCUUUACAAAUUUACCAAUGCACUAACCAAAAACUAAAUAAUCAUUUUUGUAUCAUUAUAGAUACAAUAAUGGUAAAUAAUAAUAAAGAAAAUGUAAUAAUGAUGUAAAGAAUAAAUAUUAAAAAUGCAUUUCUGCUUAAUUUGUUACCUCUCUGCAAAAAUCUUUUAUAAAAAAAAAUUGUUUAUAAAUAAAAUACAUGUGAAAUUGUUUUAAGGAUGGGCUAUUAAUAUUACUAUAUGUAACUCAAUUGAUAGAAUUUCUUUCUCAAUUAAGAAAUUUAUUUUUGUUCGAUUAUUACAAAAAUGAAUGACUGAAAACAGAAAACAUGUUGUUCUUAUUUGGCCAAUACAUUUAUUAGAAUAAAUAAAUAAUUUUUAUUUAACGAAAUGAUUGUUGUAAUUUUAUACUGAUACUAGCUUUCCGUCUGCUAUUGCGUACACGUGAAUUUCAGAAGUAAUAAUACUAAUGAAAUAGUUCACUCUAGAUGCGCCACCAAGACGAAACAUAUACCAGGUUUUAAGUUACAUCUCUCGGAACAAGACUUUGUAAACAUAUAAUUUGGUGCAACAGUUUUUGCGUGAUAUUGGUACAAACAUACAGACAGACAAACUUUCUAAAAUGUCUUUCAUGUACAAACAUCAUCUAGUUACAAUUUUGUUAUAUUAGUAAGAUUUUAUUUCAACAAAAAUUAUGUGAAAUUUCAAUGUCGUAUGAAAUUGGUUUGGUAUACGAUUCUAAACAAUAUAUUUUCAGGCAAUUAUGUUUACAUUUUGACCCAGACAUAUCUUUCUAUACAUUAUAAUUUAUUUCAAAGUGUGCGCGGCCUAUCUUUACAUAAUUUUUCUAAAAUAAUUAACGAAUAAAAUUCAACAUGUAAAUCACCUAAUUCAUUACAUAUAUCUUCACUAUGUACAGCAUUUAAAAAAAUGUAGUUGUCAUUUCUUCAAAUUACCAUAAAUAGUUCGAAAUACAUAUUUUAUACAAUCACAAUGAUUUUAGAAUAUUUAAAAUGUAAAUUACAGAUGUAAUUAAUAUUUUAAAUAAUUUAGUAACAUUCAAAAUUAUUUUUAAAUGUAAAUUUGAAUGUAUUUUAUAAUUUGUAAUGUGUAUAACAUUGUGAGGUCGACAUUGUUAAAGUUAGCAAAUGACCUCUAUAAUUUGAAUGUAAUGUAACAUAUAACAAAGUAAAUCUCAUGUAAUAAAAAAGUGACUAUCCAUCAAUACAGUGAGAGAGCUAAAAUAACAGUCUAAAAUUCCUAAGUAUCAUAACCAAUAUUUUUGUUGUGAAUCAUCGCCAUAUCAGCUGUUAACUGUCCACUGCUGAAUAUAGGCCUCUUAUAUCAAGAGAUUUUGCCAGUAAUUGCCAACGCUUUGCAGGUGAGUUGGCAACCGCAGUAAGGCUUUGAUGAUGUUUUAAGAGGGACGCUACUGCCCAUCCAUUAAUCAUUAGAUUCCUGUAGUCGCCUCUCACGACACCCACGGGAAAGGAAGUGGUAGCCCAUUCUAUGCUGGGACUACACCGCUAAUUGUUGUCAGUGUUACAUUACAAUUAAACUAGUUAUACAUAAAUUAAUGAUUUAUUUUUCUCUUCACAAAAUGCAGUAAAAACCAGCUUGAGGUACAAUUUAACAUGUGACCCAUAGCAACUCGAGGUACAAUUUAACAUGUGACCCUGGUUUUAUGAGAGACUGGUGUCCGCAGUAGGUUUUGAAAAGACCUGUAACUUUAAUAUAUACGAGUAAUCUAUUCAGUACUUUUUGUAACAUGUUUGCAAUGGUCAUAUGAUGACAAUUUUACUACAAUCUUUUUUUAACGAGGUGCCUUUAUGUGAACAUUGCAAACAUAGGUAUGUUUCUUAUACGCAGUAUAUUACACAUACUAUUAGCGUAAUUAUAUUGCAAUGAAAUGUAAACAGUUUUUAUUAAAAUAAUAUCGUAAAUAAAUGAUAGUGAUAGCCCGAAUUUGAUAUGAAGUUCGAAUAAUUAUUAAACGAGAGUUUAAUGAUGAGAAUUAUACAAAAAAGUGCUGUAAUUUUUUAAAUUAAAGAUCGCGGAGCGUUGUUUCGUGUGCAAAAAGAAAAAAUGUUUUAUUUAAUAAAAUAUCUCAAAGUUGUCAUUUAAAGGGUUUACAUUGUACUGCAUGCAAAUAUAUCAACCUUAUGCAAAUGUUCACGACCUAUUAAACAAAAUAAGCUGAAUGUAGAUAGUGUAUAAUAAUAUCACGCGAUCACUUAGAUAUUUUAGGGAAUGUUAUGGUAUUUAAUUUUAAGUGAGUUGUUAUUUACGAAGGUUGAAUUAGCUAAAGUUGAUGACUGAUCUUUCUCAUUUCAACGUAAUGUAACAUGUAAAGAACAUGUUACAUUGCAACAUGUUUGUAAUGUAACAUGUUAUAUUGUAUCUUGUGUGUAAUGUAACAUGUUACAUUGUAAUUUCUGUGUAAUAUAACACGACUAUUUCUUUAUCAUCGAAACAACAAUUCAAGCCAAAAUAUCUGACAUCGGAGCCUCAUUUCCUACUCGUUACGAAUCUUACAUUAUGCAAAAUUUUAGGUCAGUCGUUGGCAUAAAAUUUCCUUCCCAUUUUGUUCAAAGUUUUUUUUACUGAACAUUUUAGAUACAAUUCUGUUCCAAUUAUUUUAACUUAUGUUGGACGGAAAAUGCCGCAAGAGCAUGAACCUUGCAUAUCCAUACAGUUUAGGUAUUUGUAUAGUUCUGCGAAUGUGUAAUAGCUAUUAUAUAUUAUAUAUAUAUAGUACACAGGCUUUAAGGGAAGACCCAUAACUGUUUACAAUAUUAGUUCAACCAAAUGGACUUUCCUACCGUGAAUUAAUUUAAUUGCAUAUUUUGUUUGAGGGUUGAUUUAAUCGUGUUGGUUUUUAGAAAAAAUUGUUGUCUAAAAUUUUUAAAUUUAAGGUUUUUUUCUCUUGCUAUGUUAGAUAUGGGUUAGCGUAUUGUAAAUUACCAAAUGCGAUCAAAGCCGAUCGUAAUCAGUUUAAAGGAUUUGAAUUUUGUUUACGCUGUUAUGUACUUUCUAUGACAGUUCUUAGGGGUUAUUUUUUAAUGGUUCCUACAACUAUUCCUUUCUCGAUUUUUUUUAAUAAUUAUUUGUUUUACUUCUCACAAUGUUUAAUUCUUUAUUAAAAUACUUUUGUUGUAUUCUUAACUAUGUUUUAACAAUAAAAAAAAAAAAAGAAAUAAUAGAAAUUCGAUGACAAAUAACAGAACUCUAAGUGGACAAAAUGUCCCCCGUUUAUACAAGACUUUAAUGGAAACCUCCUUGGGUUCAAUGAGGACCCAGCGACAAUCUUUGUCAGGCCCUAUAAAGGUAAUGCAUUUGAUUUGUUGUGUCUAUUUUUAAUUUUAUAAAUACGUGCACCUUGCUAUGUUCUAUUAUUCUAAUGUAUAAUAACUUAAAAAAAUGCUGUUCUUCAUGUGAUGUAAUUGCUCACGAUCAAUUUUAUUGUUAUUUAUUAUAACUCAAUCAUUUUAACUAGUUGAUAUUGUUGAGCAAAACCUGACGCUGAUUUAUAUACUUAUUCUUUUUUUUAAUCGUAUUAUUAAUGUAUACUAAAUACGAUUUUAAACAUUAGCAAACGUCAAAGACAUCAGAAUUAUGUAUUACCCAUGGUAUUGUUUAUACCUAUAGGUAAUAGUUACCGCUUUCCAUCAGGUGAGCUGUUAGCUUAUUUGCCAUUCUAAGUUGUAUAGAAAAUUACAAUUUUUUUAAGGAAACUGCGUCGGUUUUUAAUGAACGAUCUGUAGAUCGGUUAGUCGCAUCAAAGUGCAUUUGUGUUAACUACAGUGAAAAUUUUGACACUCUUCUUCCAAGUCUGUCAUCAUAACAGUUUGAUACUCAGAUUUUUUUUUUUAUAUAUGUGCCAAAUUUCAGUUUAUUUUGAAAACUGUUGUAUAAAAUUACUUGCAAAAUUUGUUUCAAAAUAUAUUUAAUAAGACAGUUAUGGUUGGAUAGUUUACUCGCAAAUUAGAGAUGAAAUUGCCUUCAUUCAAUUUAAUCAACUGACAUUUAAUCGCAUGAGCAUGUAAUUCGAUUAAAAAUGUCGUAAGUUAUGAAUGAGAAUAAUGUUUUUGUCAACUGUAGUUUUGUUUUGAAAUGUAGUUAACAAAUCAUAAUAAAAUAUAUCUUGUUCCGUACUUAUUUUGGUUUAUAUUUAGUCUGACACAAUAGCAAGAGUACGUUAGUGAGUGGUCGACUUAUUUCAAACGACUUGUUAAAAUAAUUGAGUGUAUAUUUAGAAUUAAGUCUAAAGUAUUGUUAAAAACAUUGGUACUAUUCUGUUAUUUGCUUUUGUAUUAGUUUGGUAUAAUUUGCAUUUGUUUAAAGUUACGUAACGCGUAAAUUACAUGUGGUAAAUUGGUAUCUAAGUUAGGAACUGUGUAAAUUGUGUAAUCUAGUUACGAGGCAUGUAUAUUACAAUUUUGCGUGUUGCAAGUCUCGUAAAUUACGGGUACUAAUUUCGUAAUUCGUGUAAAUUACGCGUAGAAAUUUAGUGACUUGCAAUCGCGUAAAUUACGCGAUUUUAUGAAUUGCAUGUCGCAAAAAUUACGUGCCACAACCCGUUAGAUUACAUAUGUGCUGCACAAGUAUUUUAUGUAAAUGUAAUUGGAUACGGUGAAAUUAAAUGAAGACUAACUUUAAUAUUUUAUUUUUGUCAUGUUUUUCCAUUCUAUUAAAAAUUUUUAUUCCUCUAUACGAACAAUAUUUAGCUAAGGAUUUUAUGUAUUUAGCUAAACAAAUUACAAGGUUACCAAAUGAAUUAGAAUUUAUUAAGUUAAUGGUAAUAUGGUCUAAUAAUUCAUCGUUCGGCCCUAAUGUAUCGGUUUUACCUCACAUCUUUCAUAAUAAUUGUAUAAAAUUUUUGAACAGUGUUUUUUUUUUAAUGGAGCCACGAAUGUAUUAAAUUGAUAGAAUGGUUAUUAGGGUGCGUAUUCACUAUAAUUCAUUAUUCGUUUCGAAAUGAACAUUACAUCUAAUUAAAUAUGCUAUGCUCCCGGUCGAUACGCACCUUUAUAUGUUUAAUUCGAAUGUAAUGAAAAGAUGUGAGUGCGGUUGCAUUAGAUUGUGUAAUCUGUAUAUUAAAAUGGGUAUUUGUUUCUGUCAAAAGUGUUUAUAUAAAAUAAAAAGGAAAUACUGCCA